UAUCUAGCAUUUGAGAUUUAAGAAAAAAAAAAAAAAGGAGGAGGGAGAGAAAUGGCAGGCCUAGGUUUAAGCGUGAUUGGUAACAUAGCAGAUAGGUGGAGGGAACUGAGCGGUGAGAACAACUGGAAGGGUCUUUUAGAUCCUUUAGACUUUGACCUUCGUAGUUCUAUUCUUAACUAUGGCGAUAGAGCCGUAGCUAUUGGCGAUGCGUACAAUAACAAGAAGUAUGAAGAUUUGCAUGGGUUUAGCCGUUUUCCACCAAAUGAGUUGUUCACUAAAGUCGGUGUAAGAGCUCGCAAUGAAUUCGAUUAUAAUGUGACUGACUUCAUUUAUUCAAGACUAGAGGCUCAAUUGUUCGGCAUUGUCAUUGAAGAUGAGUCCACUUGGUGUGCGUAUGUGGCAGUGGCGACAGAUGAUGGAAAAAAGAAGCUUGGAAGAAGAGAUAUUGUUGUUUCUUGGAGAGGAACCAUAUUGCCCGGAGAAAAGCUCGAAGACGUAGAAUUUAUACCAAUUCCAGCUUCAGAUAUGUUUCCAAAUAAUAACAAUGAUCCUCUUAUCCACUCUGGCUUUCACCAAAUCUAUACAACAGAAAAGGACAACUCCAUUUACAACAAGAAAAGUGCCAGGGACCAGGUUCUAAAUGCAGUGAGCAAAUUGGUUGAUCAAUACAAAGAUGAGGAAGUGAGUAUAACAGUAACUGGCCACAGCUUGGGAUCGGCACUUGCGACCUUAAACGCAAUGGAUAUAGUUUAUAAAGGCAUUAACAAGCCAACAGGAACUGCAAACAAAAGUUUUCCGGUGACAGCGAUUGUAUUCGCUAGUCCUAUGGUAGGAAACGAAGGAUUCAAGAAGGUAUUUGAUGAGCUUUCUGAUAUUCAUGUGUUAAGGGUAGAAAAUGCUAAAGACCCAGUUCCUACACUUCCACCAAAUAAAUUAAUUGUAAUACCUCAGCAUCGUUAUUAUCAUGUGGGAGAAAGCUUACCAAUUGACACUACACUCUCACCCUUCUUAAAGACUAGUGAUGUUAAUCCACAUGAUUUGAACGUCUACUUGCAUGGAGUUGCAGGAACACAGGGCAGUAAAGGAGGUUUUAAUUUAGACUAUCCUCUUGAUACUGCAUUGAUAAACAAAACUGUAGAUGGUCUGAAUGAAAAACAUAAUUACAAUAUACCACCUAAUUGGUGGGUUGAGGAGAAUAACGGUAUGGUUUUACAAGACGAUGGAACCUAUAAGGCAGAAUUUUACAUUCCAGAUGCUCCGUAAUUGGAAACCAACAUCUCUCUCUCUUUUUAUAUAUAGAAUAUAAAAUAAAGGGUGCCAUGGGUUGGCUUCUACCUUCUAAGUGAUGUGUUACCAGUAAAUCAAAUAAAUUAGUAAGGCCAUAUGUAUGCCUUCAUCAUGUACUUUUCAAUUUGAAUAAAAAGACAAUAAUUAUGUAGAAAUUGAUCUUGCAA
This is a messenger RNA of Jatropha curcas, 1454 nucleotides long. Lineage: Eukaryota; Viridiplantae; Streptophyta; Magnoliopsida; Malpighiales; Euphorbiaceae. The record is from RefSeq and is a predicted model, not a curated record.